AUGCUGGUCGCUGGCAAUAGCUUUGCCUGCAACCAAGGCGAUGUCAUUUACAAGGCAUUCAAACGGUAUGCAAGGCAGUUCAACAUAUUUUGUAUAUCAAGAUGUGAAAUGUUUUAUCCCAAUUGUCAAUUUCCCUUCAACUUUACUCAGGUAGUGAAAGAACUAAAACCUGAAGUUGUAUUCAUGAUAGAUAGAGCUGUCACCAUGAAAGCUCCGCUCGAUGUGUCAAAACCAAUCGAUGAAGACAGAGUCUUCGGUCUUUUCAUGAAAACACUAAAACUCCUCGAGAAAACAACUAGAAAGGUCUACAUCUUACAAGCACUACCAAGCUGUAUAUCCGACUGCGCCCAUAAAGCUGUGAAUUACCUACGAAAUGGAAAACCUCUGAACACAAUCAAAGCAAGUUUAUUAGAAUGCACUGCAAUAUGUUGA
Messenger RNA from Cylicocyclus nassatus, 432 nucleotides. The record is from the annotation of a GenBank genome assembly. Lineage: Eukaryota; Metazoa; Nematoda; Chromadorea; Rhabditida; Strongylidae.